This is a messenger RNA of Nanorana parkeri, 1659 nucleotides long. RefSeq names its product lipase C, hepatic type (gene LIPC). The transcript has 10 exons. Gene Ontology annotation, molecular function: triacylglycerol lipase activity; apolipoprotein binding. Gene Ontology annotation, biological process: lipid metabolic process. The coding region runs from base 1 to 1545 and encodes 514 amino acids. NCBI's taxonomy places the organism in Eukaryota, Metazoa, Chordata, Amphibia, Anura, Dicroglossidae. The record is from RefSeq and is a predicted model, not a curated record.
AUGGCCCUGCUUGCAUCCUUACAACACAAGGCACGGUUUCAUGAGAUGAGGUGCAGUGUGGUGAGUUUCGGUCGCUCUGAUAAUAUUAAUGAGAAAAAUCAAUUACAUUAUAACCAGUUGAAGAGUGAAUACCCUGCAGGAUAUAAGAAUGAUCUUCGAAGAGUUGUGCUGAGUAAAAGGGACCCAAGCAAUGUACAGGCCAAGUUCAUGUUAUACAGUGAAGAAACAGACAAAGCAAAUAUGUGUCAGAUUGUGACACUUCAGCCAGACACUCUGGAGAAAUGUGCUUUCAAUGCUACUCUUCCUAUGGUGAUAAUAGUUCAUGGAUGGUCGGUUGAUGGUUACCUGGAAGCUUGGGUCCCAAAGAUGGCUUCUGCAUUUAAGUCAAGUAAAAAGCAAAUUAAUGUCAUCAUUGCUGAUUGGCUGACCUCUGCCCAUGUACAUUAUGCAGUUGCUGUGCAAAAUACUCGAUUUAUUGGACUAGAAAUAGCCGAAUUCCUAGAAUGGCUUGAGUCAUCUGUUCAGUUUCCAAGAAGUAAUGUUCACUUGAUUGGGUACAGCCUUGGAGCUCAUGUUUCAGGAUUUGCUGGCAGCUAUGUGAACGGAUCAAACAAGAUUGGAAGAAUUACAGGACUUGACCCAGCUGGCCCUUUAUUUGAAGGAAUGUCUGUAACAGAUCGUUUGUCUCCAGAUGAUGCAACCCUUGUUGAUGCCAUCCAUACAAACACACAACAGCAUAUAGGAUUAAGUGUUGGCAUUAACCAACCGGUUGGCCACUAUGAUUUCUAUCCUAAUGGAGGCAAUAUACAACCUGGCUGCCAGUUCAAAGACAUAUACAGCCAUAUAGUGGAGUAUGGUGUCCUUGGAUUCACUCAGUCAGUCAAGUGUGCUCAUGAGAGAUCAGUCAACUUGUUCAUAGAUUCUAUAAAGAAUGAAGACAAGAACAGCGUGGCAUAUGAAUGCAGAGACUAUGAAACCUUUGAGAAAGGCAUGUGCCUAAACUGUCAGAGACAUGGCUGUGUUUCCUUGGGGUACAAUCUAAGUUCAAAGAUACUGCCCCCCGGACGUCGACUCUUUCUGAAGACACGAGCACAAAUGCCAUACAAAGUUUACCAUUACCAGUUCAAGAUCCAGAUAACCAACCAAAUUGAGGAUAAGCAGUUGAAUCCACCAUUAACAAUUUCCCUGAUAGGAACCAAGCAAGAGGUUGACACCAUACCCUUAACUAUAGGUGAAGGUGUACUGGAAAGCAGAACCUACUCUUUCCUUAUUACACUACACAAUGACAUUGGCGACUUGAUGAUGAUCAGAAUAAAGUGGGAUGGCAUUAACAAUAUAAAGAAUUUAUGGUACACCAUUCAGACAAAGAUAGUCACCCUUCCAGGACUCCAAGUGAAGAAAAUACGAGUAAAAGCAGGAGAGACCCAGGAGAGAGUCACAUUUUGCUCAGAAAACAUCGACAACUUCCUACUACUUCCAGACCAAGAGAAGACCUAUGUAAGGUGCUCAAGUAAACUUAAGAGGAAAAAAUUCCAAAAGUUGUAAACAGAUAAAUGAGGUAUGAGACAACAGAAAAUAAAAUCACCUAAAGAUUAUUCUGUGCUGGCCAAAAAAUGUACAUUUUAUUGAUUUGUUUCUCCAAUAAAAUUACUGAUACCA